Messenger RNA from Verruconis gallopava, 1122 nucleotides. RefSeq lists its product as uncharacterized. Lineage: Eukaryota; Fungi; Ascomycota; Dothideomycetes; Venturiales; Sympoventuriaceae. Bases 1 to 1122 code for a protein of 373 amino acids. The record is from RefSeq and is a predicted model, not a curated record. The transcript has 2 exons.
AUGGUGCUUAUCACGCCCUUUCGCCGAGGCCUCACAACGCCAGCGCCAUAUGUAGUCCAAAGAGACAUUUCUGUGGAUGCGAUUGGACCUUUGCAGCCUCUAAUAUAUGAUACCUCUACACUACUGCUGGUUAGCGGAACAAUAUCAGGACAAGAACUACUUAACCCAUUGACUACAAUCUUUACGCCACCUCCUUCUUGUUUGAUGAACAUAUACAACAUCAGCUCCAGCCUGAUUGUAGCACCGACACAGCUCCCGGAAUGUUACCCAUCAUCUUCAUACGAAAUCUUUUCACCCGGUCUCUGUCCCUCAGGAUACACGGUUGGGGUCGCAAAUAUUCAACCGGUUAUCAUUGAACCAAUUGUAGGCCUCGUCCUCGCUCCAGGCGUCGCACUGAACACUGCUUCUUACAAUGAAACACACUUCGCUUGCUGUCCAAGCUCAUGCGGCUACGUCGUCAAUCAGCCGACAUUAGCAACAACGGCGAUUCCAGUAUCAGAGGUUACACCGGAGAGCACCUUCGCUCGCACCCUCGUUAAUUACGUGUCCGCGACAGAGACGCAAAGUUCUGGUUUUGCCAGUCUAGAAACAGCAGAGCCACCAUCCACAACGAAUCUCGUUACGACCGGUAUGCUAAGUCUGUACGCUCCACCCUUCUAUGUGCGUUACCAAGACUCGGAUACCUAUGUUGCGUCAAUAUGGUCGUCCAUUUUCGAAUCAUCCAAAUCGGCUCUACUAGCAUCAUCGCAAGGCCAAGGUGGGAAUUCCACAAUUACCACGCUGUCCACCUCCUCCCCGACAGCUUCAGUCGCUCAUAGCGAAGGCUUGUCCGGAGGCAAGAUAGCCGGUGUUGUCAUUGGGGCCAUAUCCGCACUGUGCAUCCUCAUAGGUGUUAUCCUGGUCUGGCUCAAGAAGCGGCGAUCACAAAAGUUAGAGAAAGAGACGCACAGUGGAGCCGAAGGUGCAUGGGCGAAGCAGGAGUUGGAUGGCACGUCUGUGCAUCCCAAAGAGUUGGAUGCUGAGCGUGAGAUCAAGGAAAUAUACGCCCCAGCAUCACCACCCGUGGAGUUGCCGGGUGAUGACGUCUACUCCGUGGAAAGAGAGGAAGAGAGAGAGAGAUAA